GCCUUCUCUAUGAUUUCGUUGUUUCCUUCUUUACCAUUGACAUUGUUGCGGGAAGAAGAAUCAGAGAAUCAGUAACAAAAUGGAUAUGCAGACUGACAUCGAUAGAUUGGUGUUCUUCGAAUAUGCUCGGAAAGCAGCAGAAGCUACCUACAUCAAGAACCCUUUAGAUGCCGAGAACUUGACGAGAUGGGGAGGAGCGAUAUUGGAAAUAUCCCAGUUUCAGAACCCUUCAGACUCAAAGCAAAUGCUUCAAGAGGCCAUUUCGAAGCUGGAAGAGGCGUUGUUAAUCGAUCCAAAGAAGCACGAUGCGCUUUGGUGCAUUGGGAAUGCUCAUACUUCAUUUGGGUUUUUGACUCCUGAUCAAGCCGAGGCUAGAGAUCACUUUGACAAAGCUUCUCUCUACUUUCAACAAGCCUUGGAGGAGCAACCAGAGAAUGAACUCUACCGGAAAUCAUUGGAAUUGACUUCUAAGGCUCCAGAACUACACACAGAGGUUCACAAACAUGGUUUAGGCCCACAACCAUUGGGUGGUGCCGCUGGACCAUCAUCAACCGGUUCAAAGACUAUGAAGCAAAAGAAGAACAGUGAUCUCAAGUAUGAUGUGCUCGGAUGGGUCAUCUUAGCCGUUGGCAUUGUUACGUGGAUCGGUUUUGCUAAAUCCCAGAUGCCGUCACCAAGGCAGUAACACUCACACCACAAGAGAGAUUCUAAAAGAUCAGAAACUUUUUUAUUCAUUUUCAAACUACAAGAGUUUCUCGUUGUUAACAGAUAUGGAGAUUACGAAACAGAGUGUCAGAAAAAACUUGUAGGAACUUCUUUAACUUCUGUUAAAUAAAAUUGUCUUUUGGAAAUGU
Molecule: messenger RNA, 854 nt
Organism: Eutrema salsugineum
Lineage: Eukaryota; Viridiplantae; Streptophyta; Magnoliopsida; Brassicales; Brassicaceae
Product: mitochondrial import receptor subunit TOM20-4
Exons: 6
Coding region: 80-685 (201 amino acids)
Biological process (GO): protein insertion into mitochondrial outer membrane
Cellular component (GO): mitochondrial outer membrane translocase complex
Molecular function (GO): protein binding
Source: RefSeq, a predicted model, not a curated record